AUGGGAGCCGAGCCGAGAGUAGGUCGUAUGGAGGUCGAGUGGGAGGUCAAGAAACGGAAAGAAAAUAAGAGGUGGUUGGUGCGAGGUACAAUCCUAGACGACAUCUCGCACAGGAGAUUUAACCCAUUGCGGGGUACUUGGCUUCUUGUCUCCCCUCAUCGUACCAAGAGACCAUGGCAAGGACAGCAAGAAGCGGCUUCGAAGAUUACACUUCCAGAAUAUGAUGCUGCGUGUUACUUAUGUCCAGGAAAUAAACGCGCGCAGGGAGAUUCUAACCCACAGUAUAAAGACACUUUCGUUUUUGUGAAUGACUACAGUGCAGUCAAGGAGGUUCAGGCUGAGUAUGCGCAGGAUGGGGAAUCAAAAGAUCUCUCGAACACUCUCCUACGCGCGGAGCCCGUUACAGGAAAAUGCUAUGUUCUAACAUUCUCUCCUUCGCACAACCUCACGCUCGCAGACCUCACUCCUGCUCAGAUUCUCCCCGUCAUACAAACAUGGACAGAGAUCUACGCCGCACAUUUGUCUCCUUCCUCACCCCUGGCAAGUGUCGCUCAACCUACUACCCUUGCACCCUCAGGCCAUAAUAUUGGAGCUCCAAAUCAACAGUACAAAUGGAUGCAAAUCUUCGAGAAUAAAGGUGCCGCAAUGGGUUGUUCGAAUCCCCAUCCUCAUGGACAAAUAUGGACUACAACCGGAUUACCCGAAGAGCCCGCUUCUGAACUCGUUAAUCUCCUCAAAUAUCGCCAGGAAAAUUCUGGUCGACAUUUAUUGGAAGAUUAUGUCAAGCUUGAGAUGGAAAAGGAAGAAAGAAUCGUAUUCCAGAACGAGACCUUCUUGGUAGUUUGUCCAUGGUGGGCAACCUGGCCAUUUGAGGUUAUGAUCAUUAGCAAGACACAUAAAAGAGGUCUGGUUGAUUUGAACGAUGCAGAAAAAUUGGGAUUUGCGGAGGCUGUUGCGGAAGUCACGAGAAGAUAUGAUAAUUUGUUCGAGACUAGCUUUCCUUACAGCUCUGGCAUUCACCAGGCUCCCUUGGAAGGUACUGAGGAGGAGAUCAAUGCUUCUUAUUUGCAUAUGCAUUUCUAUCCUCCUCUUCUUAGAAGCGCAACCGUGAGAAAGUUCUUGGUCGGAUAUGAAUUAAUGGCCGAACCACAAAGAGAUAUCACCCCAGAGCAAGCGGCUGCUAAGCUUAGAGCAUGCGGCGGAGAAUUAUAUAGGAAGAAGUUGUAG
Molecule: messenger RNA, 1227 nt
Organism: Botrytis fragariae
Lineage: Eukaryota; Fungi; Ascomycota; Leotiomycetes; Helotiales; Sclerotiniaceae
Product: putative galactose-1-phosphate uridylyltransferase protein
Exons: 6
Coding region: 1-1227 (408 amino acids)
Biological process (GO): beta-D-galactose catabolic process via UDP-galactose, Leloir pathway
Cellular component (GO): cytoplasm
Molecular function (GO): zinc ion binding; UDP-glucose:hexose-1-phosphate uridylyltransferase activity
Source: RefSeq, a predicted model, not a curated record